CAAAAGCUUACACCAAAUUAAAUACAAUGUCUUCGAGUUCCAAUGCUCCAGGCUUUGAUUAUAAUCGAUGGGUGAUUAACAUCCGUCGAACACUAGAGUCAGAGCUUGAAGACGACAAUGAGAUCCCCGUUAGUAUUUUCAAUGUCCCCAAAACCCUUUUAUCAUGCGAUCCAGAUGCAUACACCCCACAGCUGGUCGCCAUAGGUCCUUAUCAUUACUGGCGUCCCGAGCUGUACGAUAUGGAGAGAUAUAAGAUCGAUGCUGCCAAAAGAACACAGAAAAAUCUCGUCAACAAUCUCCAGUUCGAUGAUCUCGUCGAGCAACUUCAGAGGCUGGCGCCGAAGAUCCGAGCGUGUUACCACAAGUUGCUCGACUUCAGCAAUGAAACUUUGUGUUGGAUGUUAGCGAUUGACGCUUCCUUGUUGCUUGAGUUCCUUCAAAUCUAUGCCAUGAAAGAAUGUAAGAUGCUCACCAGGGUUUCUUCAAGGAUGUCGCAUUUGGUUGAUUAUGCAGGUCGAAAAUCUGCCCAUAACGCGAUUCUCAGAGAUAUAAUGAUGCUGGAGAAUCAAAUUCCUCUGUUUGUGUUGAGAAAGAUGCUGGAAGUUCAAUCCGCAUCGCUUGAACGAGCUGAUGAUCUGUUGCUGUCGAUGGUAACGGGACUAUGCAAGGAGCUUUGUCCUUUCAAGAUGAUGAAGGUAUUUCCCAAGAUCCAUCAUUUGGAAACAUCUCACUUGCUUGAUUGUUUAUAUGAUAUGGUCGUCCCUAAGCUCCAAAUUCGAACGAUUUCCGAGAUAUCCGAGCUUGAAGAUCCAAAUGAAGCCAUGAAAUGCACACAAGGUUCAUCCGAGGACGACCCUGGUUACAUUAAGAAACUCCUAUGUGCCACAUGGAAAAUGUUAUCAAAGAUAAACAAAGGUCCACUACGUCUCAUCAAGAAAAUCUUAACUUCAAAGCCAAUCAGAUUCAUAUUCAAAUUGCCUUGGAUAAUCCUCACUAAACUUCCAGGCUUUUCAAUCUUGAAACAACCUGUGGAGCUUUUCCUCAAUGGAGCAGACAGUGAAGACAGCAAAUCAGAAGAGGGUUCGGGCGGUGCUGACAAGCCACCGCUAGUGGAAGAGAUCGCAAUUCCUUCAGUUACUGAACUUUCAGACUCCGGGGUUCGUUUUUCGGCCACCACAGGCAAUAUCUCAACCAUUUGUUUCGAUUCCAAGAAUUGCACUUUGCACCUUCCGACCAUCAGCUUAGAUGUGAACACUGAGGUGAUCUUGAGGAACUUAGUGGCGUACGAAGCAUCGAAUGCUUCGGGGCCAUUGGUUUUCACUCGUUACACUGAGUUGAUGAAUGGGAUCAUCGAUACGGAAGAAGAUGUGAAGCUGCUGAGAGAGGGGGGGAUCAUUUUGAAUCACAUGAAGAGCGAUGGAGAAGCGGCUGAUCUUUGGAACGGGAUGAGCAAGUCAAUCAGGUUAACCAAAGUGCCUUUCCUUGACAAGACGAUCGAAGAGGUCGACAAAUAUCACAAUGGACGAUGGAACAUCAAAGCUAAAAACAUGAUGAAAUCUUAUGUGUUCGGUUCUUGGCAGAUUCUCACUUUUUUUGCUGCAAUUUUUCUCUUGUUGUUGAUGUCACUGCAAGCUUUUUGCUCGGUAUAUAGUUGGAGUCGCAUAUUCAAUAUCGACACCAAUGCCAGCGACUGA
Molecule: messenger RNA, 1694 nt
Organism: Hibiscus syriacus
Lineage: Eukaryota; Viridiplantae; Streptophyta; Magnoliopsida; Malvales; Malvaceae
Product: putative UPF0481 protein At3g02645
Exons: 1
Coding region: 27-1694 (555 amino acids)
Source: RefSeq, a predicted model, not a curated record